AAGAGAAAUGGAGAUGGAGAUGGGAAAGGGCUGGGAACCGACCGGUAAAGAAAUGUGAAAUGAAGAUGAAACUGUUUGAGAAAAUCAUUCAAUGCGAUUGUGAAGCGAAAAGGGUGUCUGACGAGCAAUUUGUUAAUCAACUAUGAUAAAUUGUGGACAGAUCCCAAAGAAAACAGCGGGGUUCCGCUGGGAAAUUGUCAAGAAAUAAAAGUUGUAAACAGAUCGAAUGAAGAUGACGGAAGCCGAGUGACGCGCGUUGAGGCGUCGUGGCAUAUUCCCAAGAACAUAAGCGAAUGUUCACACGAGCCCAGUGUAAGUGUCCGCCCACCGAGCCGCGUGGGCGCGAACUACCUCUCUGGUGCGGUUCUACUGUUCAUAGACAAUGGCUAUGGCCACGAGAGGAGUCGGGGAUGACCGCCACACUGCACGGCCUGCGAGGAGGAGGGAAGAUCUGGCGUCGACGCCUGGCUAAGUGUCACCCCGUGGUCCCCUUGGCAGGAUCGCUGGUGCUGGCGACGUUCUUUGUGGUGGUCAUCAACAGACAUCCUCGUUUAAGCCAGGUUUUAACAAAUAACUCGAAAGAGGAGUUACUGCAGGUGAGUUAUCCUGAACUUUUGCACCGCCUGCGAGGACCUCUGAGUGCCGAUGAUCCACAGGUGGUGUCCGAGUUGUUUAGCCGCCAUCUGCUGCCUCCUUCUACGCUGCCUUACAACCUCACAGGCUCCUUCGACCAAGGGAUAAGGAAGUUCAGUUGGCCGUUCAUUCACAGAUACGUGGAACACUUCUUCCGCGAGCAGAGGCUCGGGUUCUUCGUGGAGGCCGGAGCUCUGAACGGAGAGCUGCUGUCCAACACCCUGUGGCUGGAGCGCAGCAACAACUGGACGGGGUUGCUGGUGGAGCCAACGGCCGUGACCUUCCGCUACCUCGUUUGGAAAAGACGACGCGCCUGGACCUCCAACACUUGCCUGUCAUCCACCACGUACCCGCGAGAGGCGGUCUUUGAGGCGACGGCGCAGAAGAAGGGCGAAAUAGCCUACCCUUGGUUCUACCGAGCAGAAAACUUCGAGAUCAACCCUGCGGGCUCGGGGAACUUUGACUGGCUGCUGGGGUCGUGGUCUCAGGAGUACACCGUGGCGCAGUGCUUUCCCCUGUGGUCGUACCUCCUCGCUCUCAACACGACGACGGUGGACUUCUUUUCUCUAGACACCCAAGGGGGUGAGUGGGACAUCUUGAAGACGAUUCCCUUUGAUAAAGUGAAAAUAAGGGCAAUUGUUGUCGAACAUUACAUCAAGAGACAACAAGGCAAGUACGACCCGAGUUUCGUUAGCUACAUGGAAGGGACCGGGUACCAUCUGGUAGACUGUGACGAAGAUCCGAAUUACUUCUUUAUUCUCAAGAGCGAUGUAAAACUUUACCAGAAACUUAAACUUUUAAAAGAUACUGGCAUUGGUGAUUCUUGUAAGAAAAAGCUGGCUUGACGAAAAAGGUCAUAGUAAAAGUGGUUAUAUAAAGAAUGCGUUUCGCUACUCUUUUUGGUCAGUGUAUGAAGGGCAAAAAUGUAUUAAUGAAUCAAUAAAUGUUCCUCUUGAAGGGAUUAUU
Messenger RNA from Penaeus vannamei (Pacific white shrimp), 1599 nucleotides. RefSeq lists its product as uncharacterized. The record is from RefSeq and is a predicted model, not a curated record. NCBI's taxonomy places the organism in Eukaryota, Metazoa, Arthropoda, Malacostraca, Decapoda, Penaeidae.